UCUCAGUCAUUUCAUAAAGACAGCAGAGUCUGAUGUGGCUUUGUAAGAGUAAAGGAGGGGUGGAGGGAGGUCCGGUGAAGAAUCUCAAAGAGACGUUACAAAGCGUUGAUGAAUCACCGACUGUGAACUUAAGGGAGUCCAAGGGAGUAAAGCAGCAGCAUCCCAGGCAUCCCUUGCCAUACUUUUGGAUCAUAUAAAGAGACACUGGCCAGAGAAAGAAAUGAUAAAGUUUUUCCUCAUGGUGAACAAACAAGGGCAGACUCGACUCUCUAAGUACUAUGAACAUGUGGAGAUUAACAAACGUACACUUCUAGAAACAGAGGUCAUAAAGAGCUGUCUCUCUCGAUCCAAUGAACAGUGCUCGUUCAUUGAAUAUAAGGAUUUCAAGCUGAUCUAUCGCCAGUAUGCAGCUCUCUUCAUUGUGGUUGCAGUUAAUGACACUGAGAAUGAGAUGGCUAUUUAUGAAUUCAUCCAUAAUUUUGUAGAAGUUUUAGAUGAGUACUUCAGCAGAGUGAGUGAACUGGAUAUAAUGUUUAAUUUGGAUAAAGUACACCUCAUUUUGGAUGAGAUGGUAUUGAACGGCUGCAUUGUGGAAACUAACCGGGCAAGAAUUCUUGCCCCUCUACUGAUUCUUGAUAAGAUGUCAGAAAACUGAAUGGAAGCUUCUGCCAGACAACACAGAUUUGUAAGAAAUGUGAAUGUCAUGGAAUCUAUAGUUCAAAACAAUUGGAAAACAGGACAUCCUUUGAAGUAUAAUUAGGUAUUUCCCAUAGUUGCUUAACAGAAAAUAAACUGCAUUUUAAAAUUUG
Jaculus jaculus (lesser Egyptian jerboa) is the source of this 809-nucleotide messenger RNA. RefSeq names its product adaptor related protein complex 4 subunit sigma 1 (gene Ap4s1). Bases 221 to 655 code for a protein of 144 amino acids. NCBI's taxonomy places the organism in Eukaryota, Metazoa, Chordata, Mammalia, Rodentia, Dipodidae. The record is from RefSeq and is a predicted model, not a curated record. Gene Ontology annotation, biological process: vesicle-mediated transport; protein transport. Gene Ontology annotation, cellular component: intracellular membrane-bounded organelle. The transcript is spliced from 6 exons.